Bubalus bubalis (water buffalo) is the source of this 3660-nucleotide messenger RNA. RefSeq names its product urocanate hydratase 1 (gene UROC1). The coding region runs from base 788 to 2776 and encodes 662 amino acids. Gene Ontology annotation, molecular function: urocanate hydratase activity. Lineage: Eukaryota; Metazoa; Chordata; Mammalia; Artiodactyla; Bovidae. Gene Ontology annotation, biological process: L-histidine catabolic process. The transcript is spliced from 20 exons. The record is from RefSeq and is a predicted model, not a curated record.
CUGCCAGGUGCUGCCCACCACUCGGCCGGGUCCCCAGGCAGCCCUGUGAGGCGGUGCCUUCUGCUCGUCUUCCGAAAGAGGAGACUGCAGUUCAGAGAGGUGCGUGUGCGGGUCGGGGACCCACAGGGACAGACUGGGGUGCAGGGGUCUGGGCCCCGAGGCACAGUCUCUGGAGAGGCCCCCUGCCCUGCCAGGAAGAGCCUGACUCACAGUCUGGACCUGGCGGGCCUCACUUUGGCCCGGUUCUGAUGAGGACCCCGUGGGGCUGGGCUCCAGGGGUGUGGGGGCUCAGACAGGCCCAGUCUAUCAGAUCGUUAGAAAAGGGAACAGAGGAAGCCAGAGUCCGGCGGGAUGUGUUCGGGCCCGUGUAGUAGGUCGAGCGCCCCACCGGGAGGGUGACUGUGUGCCUGUGACGUGUUGCUUUUGAAACUUCUGUCAAGCUUUGUUUUCGCUUGCAAGCUCUGAUUACAGGCUGUUCACUGAUUUUAAAAAAAAGCAUGCAGUCUCUGUGUCAUGGGCCAGACCUGACCUCGAAGGGCUUGACCUCCAGCUCACGCCGGGCCCCGCCUGCCCUUGAACCCGAGUCUGCAGCUUCCUGCCGCGUGCCCCACUGUGCCCCCGUGCCCCCCUCUGCCCCCCGUGCCCCUCCCACCCCGUUGCUGCGUGCAGCUUGCGCAUCCCUCCUCGGGGCCCUCUGAUCGUGGCUCCCUCCCUGGAGCGCUGGACCAGCAGUGGCACCAGGAACACGCCAGAAACUAGACUCAGAGACACUGCGGGUGGCCACCCGAUGCGCCUGACCCUCUGGCUGGCGCUGAAGAAUGCCCUUCGCUACUUCCCCCCGGACGUCCAGGAGGUGCUGGCCCCUGAGUUCGCCCAGGAGCUGCGGCUUUACGGCCACAUCUACAUGUACCGCUUUUGCCCCGACCUGGAGAUGAGGGCCUACCCGGUGGAGCGAUAUCCCUGCCGGACGAGGGCGGCUGCAGCCAUCAUGCUUAUGAUCAUGAACAACCUGGACCCGGCCGUGGCGCAGUUUCCCCAGGAGCUCGUGACCUACGGAGGAAACGGGCAGGUGUUCAGCAACUGGGCGCAGUUCUGGCUGACAAUGUCUUACUUGGCCCAAAUGACCGAGGAACAGACGCUGGUCAUGUACAGCGGACACCCGCUUGGCCUUUUUCCCAGCAGCCCUGAGGCCCCCAGGCUGGUCAUCACCAACGGGAUGGUCAUUCCCAACUACUCCUCCAGGACAGAGUACGAGAAGCUCUUUGCCAUGGGGGUUACCAUGUACGGCCAGAUGACGGCAGGCAGUUACUGCUACAUCGGCCCCCAGGGCAUCGUCCAUGGCACGGUGCUCACUGUGCUGAAUGCGGGGCGGCGCUACCUAGGGCUCCAGGACCUGGCGGGCAAGGUCUUUGUCACCUCCGGGCUGGGCGGCAUGAGUGGGGCUCAGGCCAAAGCGGCCGUCAUCGUGGGGUGCAUCGGUGUGAUCGCAGAGGUGGAUGGCGCGGCCCUCAUGAAACGCCACAGGCAAGGCUGGCUGAUGGAAGUGACUGACAGCUUGGACCGCUGCAUCGAAAGACUCAGGGAAGCGAGGAAGAGGAAGGAGGUGCUCAGCCUUGGUUACCAUGGCAACGUGGUGGACCUCUGGGAGCGCCUGGUCCACGAACUGGACACGACGGGGGAGCUCCUGGUGGACCUGGGGUCCGACCAGACAUCCUGCCACAACCCGUUCAACGGUGGUUACUACCCUGUGCAGCUGGGCUUCGCAGAGGCCCAGAGCCUCAUGGCUUCUGACCCCACUGCCUUCAAAAGCCUGGUCCAGGAGAGCCUGCGGAGGCACGUGUCAGCCAUCAACAGGCUGGCCCGGGAGCAUUUCUUCUUUUGGGACUAUGGCAACGCCUUCCUCCUGGAGGCCCAGAGAGCCGGGGCCGACGUGGGGAAGCCAGGCGCCAACAGGACAGAGUUCCGCUACCCCUCCUACGUCCAGCACAUCAUGGGGGACAUCUUCUCCCAGGGCUUUGGGCCUUUCCGCUGGGUGUGCACCUCGGGAGACCCCCAGGACCUGGCAGUCACAGAUCAGCUGGCCACGUCUGCGUUGGAGGAGAUUGUUGCUGCUGGAGUGACCCCGGCUGUGAAGCUCCAGUACGUGGACAACAUCCGCUGGAUCCGGGAGGCUGCCAAGCACCAGCUGGUGGUGGGCUCCCAGGCCAGGAUCCUGUACUCGGACCAGAAAGGCCGUGUGGCCAUCGCCGUGGCCUUCAACGAAGCCAUCGCCCGUGGGGAGCUCAAGGCGCCGGUGGUCCUGAGCCGAGACCACCAUGACGUAAGUGGCACCGACAGCCCCUUUCGGGAGACCUCCAACAUUUACGACGGCUCUGCCUUCUGUGCAGACAUGGCUGUGCAGAACUUUGUGGGUGACGCGUUCCGUGGAGCCACCUGGAUCGCUCUGCACAACGGCGGGGGUGUUGGCUGGGGUGAGGUGAUCAACGGGGGCUUUGGCCUCGUGCUGGACGGGACUGAGGAUGCCGAGCAGAAGGCCAGGCGGGUGCUCAGCUGGGACGUCGCCAACGGAGUGAGUGACCGCCAGCACCUCCCAAGGCUCUCCCCUGUGCAGACUGCAGACCCUCCUCCUUCCAGAAAGGUAGCCCGCCGCUGCUGGUCCGGGAGCCCCACGGCCUACGAGGUGAUCUGCCAGACGAUGCGGGAGGACACUGGCAUGGUGGUGACGCUGCCGCACGCCGUGGCGGACGAGCGUCUGCUCCAGGCCCUGCGGCUGUGAGAGGACUGGGCGUCCCGCAGUGCCCUGGCCCCCGGGUCCAGCCCUCACCUCACAUUCCCCGCCCCCUCCACUGCUCGCCGGGCUCCCCUGGGUCCGGAGAUUUGCACAUGGGCGUACGUGGACGCGUGCACACACACAAGCUUGCACGCACACGCACACAAGCAUGCCCUCUCCGUCUCCCCACCCCGGAGGCAGUCACUGCGUCCCCAUUUUACAGACCAGGCAGCGAGGCGGGGCCCUCUGCUCUCACCACGUGGCUCCCCUGGGGACCUGGAGGGCAGUGAGGGUCUCGUUCAGUGCGGGGUGCUCAGGCCUGCCGUGGAGGGGACUCCAGGGGCUGGUGCCCAGAAGCCUGGCUGAGUGGGGCGCUAGCCAGCCCCCGGAGCCGCCUGCAUUCCUCUUCCCCCCAGGCGCAGAGUUCAUUUGGCCAGGUUCUCAUCCAACGUCUAUGGCCCCCCAACCCCUGACUAACUGUCCACACCAGGGACCCACAACUUCGGCUCACAGGCCAGCCUGGCUCUGACCAUGUUCCUUAUUCUUUGUCCUCCCAGUCCUGCUGGGCCCAUGACAGGCUUAAACUGAGAGAGACUUUGGGGAUGGGUCUCCAAGGAGCCCCCAAAAACCUGACCCCCACCCCCCGCCAUGUCUAGUUUCAACCACGCAAUAUGGCCUGUCUCCUCCCCACUGGCCAUUCUGCCUUUGCCUGAGCUAACAAAACCCCAGUGUUGUCUGUGUAGCAAUAUACACAGAAGGAGUAGUUGAUUUUCCAGCCUGCCUAGUAAUCAAGAAUAACCAUUGACCUGGUUCCAGCCCAGCAGACUGUGGAAGUCUGCUGGAUGGGUUUGCUGGGAAAGCUGUAAUAAAAAUGGACUGAUAUGGCUGUA